Suillus paluster is the source of this 559-nucleotide messenger RNA. RefSeq lists its product as uncharacterized. The record is from RefSeq and is a predicted model, not a curated record. The transcript has 6 exons. NCBI's taxonomy places the organism in Eukaryota, Fungi, Basidiomycota, Agaricomycetes, Boletales, Suillaceae. Bases 1 to 528 code for a protein of 175 amino acids.
AUGGCUUCUGGCAAGAAGAAGACUCAAAGCAGCAGUCAAGGCUGGUGGUGGGCAGAAUUUACAGAACAUCCUGGCUACGAGAGUUCUGAACCAGCAUCAAUGGUGCAGCAGAAGGCAAAGUCUAUGGCAAGCUAUCACAGCACUAUAGACCAGUAUAGACAUCAUGAAAGUCUAUAUAUUACCAUAAAGUUUGGUCAAGAUCUUAUUUUUGCCUCUCUUCUCUUCUUCUUGCUUCUCUAUCCUUCUCUUGGUGUUGAUGUUGUUGGUGCUGGUACUGGUGCUGGUGCUUUGAACUCUGCUCUCUUCCCUCCUGCUCCUCCUCCCCCCAACUAUUUUCGCAUUUUUGACCAUUUGGCAAGUCUUUUCUCUGACUCUCACUUCCUCCUGUCUAAUCCUCUCCUUCUAGCUCCCUUCCCUCCUCUUCCCUCAAGAAUUUUCGCAAUUUUCACUAUUUGUUCUCUUGCCUCUUCCUCCUGUAAUUUUCGCAUUUUUGCCUGUUUUGUAGUUAUUAGUUUACAUGUAUUGUAGCAGUUGAAAUAUAAUUUGGAAUUUUCGCUUU